GAGACACAGGCCGGCCGGCCGGCUGGCUGGCUGGCUGGCUGAGGCCGUUGAAACAAAUACCUAUUUGCUUCACCACGCCCGUCCCAGCCCCCCCCCCCCCCCCCCCCAUUUCUUUCUCUUUUUUUGUUGCUUGUUCGCUUCGCGUUUGGGGGUUGGUGCGUAAGGCGGGAGGGAUCUGGCCUAAAGCGACGCCUGAGCAGCCCAGCGGGAGCCUAGGGACAGGCCUGGGCAGCAGCCUCCACAUUAGGAUGUCCCGACAUGAAGGUGUCAGCUGUGAUGCAUGUUUAAAAGGAAAUUUUCGAGGUCGCAGAUACAAGUGUUUAAUUUGCUACGAUUACGAUUUGUGUGCAACUUGUUAUGAAAGUGGUGCAACAACAACAAGGCAUACAACUGACCAUCCAAUGCAGUGCAUAUUAACAAGAGUAGAUUUUGAUUUGUAUUAUGGUGGAGAAGCUUUCUCUGUAGAGCAGCCACAGUCCUUUACUUGUCCUUAUUGUGGAAAGAUGGGUUAUACAGAAAUAUCUCUUCAGGAACAUGUUGCUUCUGAACAUGCAGAAACAUCAACAGAGGUGAUCUGUCCAAUAUGUGCAGCAUUACCUGGAGGGGAUCCUAAUCAUGUCACAGAUGACUUUGCAGCUCAUCUUACACUGGAACACAGAGCUUCUAGAGAUUUAGAUGAAUCUAGUGGCGUUCGGCACGUACGUAGAAUGUUUCAUCCAGGCCGAGGUUUGGGAGGCCCCCGUGCACGUAGAUCAAACAUGCACUUUACUAGCAGUUCCAGUGGUGGGCUUUCAUCUUCUCAGAGUUCAUAUUCUCCAAGCAAUAGAGAAACCAUGGAUCCUAUAGCUGAGCUUUUAUCUCAGUUAUCAGGCGUGAGACGUUCUGCAGGACAGCUCAAUUCUUCUGGCCCUUCUGCUUCUCAGUUACAGCAGCUGCAGAUGCAACUGCAGUUGGAAAGACAGCAUGCACAGGCAGCAAGACAACAACUGGAAACUGCACGCAAUGCCACUAGACGCACUAACACAAGCAGCAUACCCACCACUCUUACACAAUCUAUAGCAGCAACCAAUACAUCUAACACAGAAAACAAUCAUCAGACUAUACAGAAUUCCCAGUUUCUUCUUAUGAGGUUGAAUGAUCCUAAGAUGUCAGAAGCAGAGCGUCAAUCAAAAGAAAGCGAACAGGCAGAUCACAGCUUGUUUGUUCAAGAGCUUCUACUGUCCACUUUGAUGCAGGAAGAAAGUUCCUCCUCAGAUGAGGAUGAACGGGGAGAGAUUGCUGAUUUUGGUGCUAUGGGCUGUGUAGAUAUUAUGCCUCUAGAUGUUGCUUUAGAAAACCUAAAUUUAAAAGAGAAUAAUAAAGGAAAUGAGCCUCCUCUUUGAUGGCAUCCCACUUUGCAGACAAUGUCCUCUGUGCUGUAUUUGCCAAUGAAAGUGGACAACAACUAUCUUGGGUUUGUUUUGGUGAUUGUAAUUUCAGGUCUGUCACUCUUGUUACAUUGUGUACAUUCAAAGGAAAAAAGAUAUAUAUGAUAAUCAUUUCCACUUAACCAAUUUUUACUUUUAGCAGAUAAAUAUAGGUUGCAGUGCAGAGAAAAAAAAGCUCUGUGUCCUGUAGCUUGACGUGCAAAAAAGCUCUCCUAAUACUCCACAUUCAAACUGAAGAGGAAAAAAUGAAAAAAAUCUCAAAUGAAGCUGCUGUGUGUAUUUAUGAAUAUUAAUGAAUAAAACUUGCUUGGAUGGUUUACCUUAA
Messenger RNA from Taeniopygia guttata (zebra finch), 1752 nucleotides. Its product is annotated as E3 ubiquitin-protein ligase KCMF1. NCBI's taxonomy places the organism in Eukaryota, Metazoa, Chordata, Aves, Passeriformes, Estrildidae. Gene Ontology annotation, biological process: synaptic signaling. Gene Ontology annotation, molecular function: zinc ion binding. Gene Ontology annotation, cellular component: plasma membrane. The record is from RefSeq and is a predicted model, not a curated record.